AUGAGUAGCCAGGAUUUGAAUACGCAAUAUGAUUUUAGUUGGAUGGUUCCCAUUGAAGUUAUGUUGGGAGCACUAUAUAAUGGAGAAGUUGAAGCAUGCAGCAUCUCCAACGUACCAGAUGAACUUCUGGAAGUACAAGAAGAUGCUUUUAAGCCAAAACAUAUUUCCAUAGGACCCUUACAUAGAGGAGCCACAAGACAUCUUCAAUUAAUGGAAGAACCUAAAUGGCAUUACACGCAUGAAUUUCUAUUCCGACAUGCAACAAAUCCAGAACAAGAUAGAAGUCCCGAGGAGAGGUUAAAAGAAUGUGCCUUUGACAUUGACAAGUUACAUAAAGUGAUAUGUGCAAGCUAUGGUGGCAGCAACAAUAACAUCAUCAAAGAAACAGAUCCACACGAAAUCGCUAAAAUAAUGAUCGUAGAUGGUUGCUUUUUGUUGGAGCUUCUAGUUAGGCUUGGGAAAUACAUGGAGAACAAAGAGACAUAUUAUCAUAACAACGACUCAAUUCUUACUUCAGAGGAAAAGGUGUUAUCUGUUUUAAACGAUGUGGUAAUGCUUGAGAACCAGAUUCCAUUCAUUGUUCUCAAGACGUUAUACAGAAAAGUAUAUCCUGAUAAUAGUAUAAUCGAAGAUGAUCAUCGUGUUGCUAAUAUCGUUCGUAAGGCCUUUGGUUACCCUUCUGUGAAUAGCUCAGGAGGUGUUCAUAUACUACAUUUGAUGCACUUGUCUACAGUGCAAAAAAAGCACCAGCCUGAAGGAAAAAAGGCAAAGUUAGAAUUAUUGUCUUGUGCUACAAAGCUUCAUGCUUCCGGGGUAAUAAUUCGAGCAAAGUUUUAUAACAAAGAUCAACAGCAGCAUAAGUUGGUGGAUAUAUUUGAUUUUGGUAUAAGUUUUAGUGAUUCAGGAGAGUUGGAAAUUCCGCCGUUACAUGUUAAGGAAACAACCGAAGUGAAGUGGAGGAAUUUGAUUGCUUGGGAGCAAAGCAAAAUUUGGACUACAUGCAAAUACACUUCCUAUGCACUUUUCUUUAGUGGUUUGAUAUGUUGUGAGCAUGACAUUGAAUUGCUUAAGAAAAAAGGGAUUAUUGUGAAUAAGAUGAGCAUUGGCAAUGAAGAUUUGUUGAAACUAUUUCGCACGAUUUCGAAAGGAGCUCAGCGAAUGGAUUUGAGUUAUAGUGAUACUUGUGCCAGGUUGAAUGAGUAUGCCAACAAGGGAAUGAAAGUUACAACAGUCUUGCGAAAAAUGGCUAUAUGUGUUUGGCAUGAAUGUAGGAAAUUUUUUGAUGUUGUUGUGUUCUAUGGUCGAAACUGGUACAAAAUUUUGAUACGUGACCAUAUACCUACAGUGUGGAAAUUCAUAGGAAUUAUGGCUGCUGCAUUUCUCCUAGUUCUUACUAUGAUGCAGACAUAUUAUUCAUCUCGCAGUGCCCAAUGUGUUUUCUUGUUAUUGCCACAUAGGAUGUUUUAUCAAAAUGUUGCAUUUAUUCAUCUUUGA
Messenger RNA from Lathyrus oleraceus (garden pea), 1494 nucleotides. RefSeq names its product UPF0481 protein At3g47200. Bases 1 to 1494 code for a protein of 497 amino acids. The transcript has 2 exons. Lineage: Eukaryota; Viridiplantae; Streptophyta; Magnoliopsida; Fabales; Fabaceae. The record is from RefSeq and is a predicted model, not a curated record.